AUUCAAUUCAUGCUCUGAAUUUCUUUCAACCUCCCCCCUCUCUCUCUCUAGACUUAUCUCUACAUGUAUAGAUGUGAGAGAGACUUGUAAUUAUACACAUAUGAGUUUUGAGAGAGGUGAAGACCAUCAUCGUCAUCAUCAAAACCACCUUUCACCGCCACCUCAAGACCACCAAGAAGAGGCCAAAACUCCUCCCUUCUUGAUGAAUAUCAUGGCUACUACCAACAAAGGCUAUUCAAAUACAUCAACAAAUACCUUCUUAGACCCACAACAACAUCAUCAUCACCAUCAUCAUCAGCCUUACCACCAACUACAGUUCGUCCAGCAUCAAGAUCAUCAUCACGAUGACAGCAAUCAGAUAUCGUUCGCCAUGAUCAAUCAUUCGAUGCCCUCAUCGUCUAUCCGCCCUCCUACUAAUCCCACCACCACCACCAACAACAAUAUCAUGAGAACCGAUGGAGGUGGGCCUUACGAUUUGGCUGAUUUGGAUCAAGCACUUUUUCUCUAUGGCGAAGGCCAAGCUUCUGCUGAUCCGUCUGCACUCUCUAGUGUCCAAGAUCAUCAAAGACGCGAUUCAUUAGAAUUGAUGCGUGCAGAGGGUUCGACAUCAUCGGGGAUGAGACCUCCAACUCUGAACAUAUUCCCUUCGCAACCGAUGCAUGUAGUAGACCCUUCAACCUCGACUACCAAGGCAACUACUGGAUUAGUUUCUCCAUCAAGCAGUGGUUCGAGGAGACCAUCUGAACCGUCUAUGGAGAACAUCGCCAACCCCCAAAAGGAUGCUCCUCCACCUGCCCCUCAAUCUUCUAAAGCCAUCAAGCGUGAGGGAAACAAGAAAGGGCCUACGACUAGUUCAGAUCAGGGUCGCCCCAAAACCCCCGAUCCUAAGACACUGAGGAGGCUUGCUCAGAAUAGAGAGGCAGCGAGGAAAAGCAGGCUGAGAAAAAAGGCCUAUGUUCAACAGCUAGAAUCAAGCAGAAUUAAGCUUACCCAAUUGGAACAAGAGUUGCAAAGAGCUAGAGCUCAGGGGGUAUAUCUUGGUGGUGGUGGUGGUGUUCUUGGAGCUGAUCAAGGUGUUCCUCUUGGAAUGAAUAACAUAAGCUCCGAUGCUGCAGUUUUUGACAUGGAGUAUGCAAGGUGGCUCGAGGACUACCACCGUCAAAUGUGUGAACUUCAAGCCGCGGUUCAAGAACACUUGCCAGAAAACGAGCUCCGGAUCUAUGUCGAUAAUUGUAUAGCACGUAUCGAUGAUGUGAUGAAUCUGAAGAGUAUUGUUGCAAAAUCUGAUGUUUUUCACAUCAUCUCCGGCACCUGGAAGACUCCUGCUGAGCGAUGCUUCAUGUGGAUUGGAGGGUUUCGACCAUCUGAGCUCAUCAAGAUAAUUCUUGGUCAAAUCGAGCCAUUAACAGAGCAACAACUGAUGGCAAUAUGUGAAGUGCAACAAGCCACACAAGAGGCUGAAGAAGCACUGACGCAAGGGCUGGAGGCACUGAAUCAGUCUUUAUCUGAUACCAUUGCUUCCGAUGCUUUAAGCUCCCCUACAAACAUGGCUAACUACAUGGGUCAGAUGGCUGCAGCCAUGAACAAACUCUCCACCCUUGAAAGUUUCGUGAUACAGGCUGAUAAUUUGCGACGCCAGACGAUUCAUCAUGUCCUUCAACUCCUAACGACCCGUCAAGCAGCCAGGAGUUUGCUAGCUGUUGCCGAGCACUUCCACCGCCUUCGAUCUCUCAGCUCUCUUUGGGUGGCUCGCCCUCGACAAGAUUAGGACAAAAAAAGGAUCCUAUCAUAUAGAUCAUGUCCUUCAGUUGGUUCUAGUUUUUUUCUCUCUUUUUUCACCCUUUUAAAGUACUUCCAUGACGUUUUUUUGGUUCACUUUGCAUCCUUUGUCUAGAGAGAUGUAUAGAUAGACAAAAAGUCCCAUAACUAGUUUUAACAGUAUAUGAUGUAGACCACUCUCUCUGCUGCCAUUUUAGUGUCUUUUGGUACGACGGGACGUGCUAUGUUGCUUUGUACUUGUGCUAUUAUAACUUGUACAAAUGGUAGCAA
Molecule: messenger RNA, 2049 nt
Organism: Cynara cardunculus var. scolymus (artichoke)
Lineage: Eukaryota; Viridiplantae; Streptophyta; Magnoliopsida; Asterales; Asteraceae
Product: bZIP transcription factor TGA10
Exons: 11
Coding region: 101-1768 (555 amino acids)
Biological process (GO): DNA-templated transcription; regulation of DNA-templated transcription
Molecular function (GO): DNA-binding transcription factor activity; sequence-specific DNA binding
Source: RefSeq, a predicted model, not a curated record